AGAAAUAAAGGAAAACAAAUUAGGUUUUGUUUAAGCUUCAGCCGCCCUCUCUCUCGUCUCUAGCGUCUGUAAUAAGUCCCGUCGCCCAGCUGCUGGUGAGUUCUGCACAGCCGCACGCACCCUGGGGUUCACCUUCGCCGCCGACUGAACUGCCAUUCGUGACUGCCGGUGUCGCCGUUCGUCUCUGUGGCUUCUGGUCUGGUCGCAUGCCGCAACGCCACAAUUAACGUCGCUGUUGUCUUCUGCCGCCUUCGGUUGCGCCGUUCGUGCCGCUGUCUACGGGCAGAACGCCGCCGCAUGCCACCACCAAUCCGCCGCUGCCAUUUUUCGCGUGCCACCGCUCGUUGUCUUCCGUUACGCCGCCGCCGCUGUGGGUUUGUCGCUGCCAACACUAGAGCUCACCGAAAUUGCUUUGAGUUCUUCAAGAUAUUGGUUGCCAAAUAAAGGAUUUGUCUAAUUGUUGCUGUAAUCUUGGUUUUGGAUGAUAGAUUUGAGGUUUGAAGGAAUUUCGGAAUCGUCAACGUGCUGUCCAUUGGAUUUGAAGUGGUUUCAGCAAGACUUUUGUGGACUAGUCCCUGGUCAACCUUUCUUAUUCAAGAGCUAGCAGCCUUGUUUUGUGGCCUAUUGAGUAGUUCUGUCAGCAAAUGAAGAAUUCACCAUCACUUGAGCAGUCCAUACCUGAAAGAAUUACUCAACGAUUGUUUAUCGCAUCAAACUCUUGCACCCUAGAAGCAUCCUUAGAAACCCUUAUUGAAGCUUCUAAAAGUAUUGAGGGUCGAUCAAAUUUGGCUUCUCAGGAUAUCCUUCCUUGUGUGCUAGAGCUGAUUCAGUGUGUCAUUAACAUUUCGGGUGAUGUGCUUCUAUUGUCAUCCUUGAAGCUCCUAAGAAACCUAUGUGCUGGAGAAAUUAGAAAUCAGAAUGUUUUCAUUGAGCAAAAUGGAGUUGGAGUUGUUUCGAGAGUUUUGCAGGACGCUAUGCUGAUGAAUGAUCCUGAUCAUGUGAUCAUUAGACUAGGACUACAGGUUCUAGCAAAUGUUUCACUGGCUGGAGAAGAGCAUCAACAAGCAAUUUGGCACAGAUUGUUCCCUGACAAGUUUCUUUUACUUUCUCGUAUUACCUAUCAUGAGAUUUCUGAUCCUUUGAGUAUGAUCAUCUACAACAUUUGUAGUAGACACUCUGAACUGGUCGCAUCACUUUGCGGUGACUCAGGGUUGCCUAUUAUUGAGGAGAUUGUGAGGACUGUAUCUUCUGUUGGUUUUGUCGAAGAUUGGGUGAAGUUGCUUCUUUCAAGAAUCUGCUUAGAAGAACCUUAUUUUCCAAGGCUUUUCUCUAAAUUACGCCCUAUUGAUACUUAUAAAGAUAGCAAUAAAGCUGAAUAUAGAGACGUUUCCUUUUCAUCAGAACAAGCAUAUCUUUUGACAAUCAUAUCAGAGAUACUGAAUGAGCAAAUUGGAGAUAUUGUUGUUCCCAAGGAUUUUGCAGCGUGUGUGUAUAGAAUAUUUCAGAGCUCCAUUUCUAUCAUAGAUUCUACCCCAAUAUGCAAGAGUGGUCUCCCAACAGGCACAAUUGCAGGAGAUGUUCUUGGGUACUCGCUCACUAUUUUAAGAGAUAUUUGUGCACAAGAUAGUAAGAAAGGAGAUAAAGAUGUCUCUGAGGAUGCAGUCGAUGUGCUUCUCUCUCUUGGACUUAUUGAUUUGCUUUUAGGCAUUCUCCAUGACAUUGAACCUCCGGCUGUACUAAAGAAAGCACUUCAACAAGGAGAGAAUGAAGACAGAACAAGUCUUCCAAACUCAUUAAAGGCGUGUCCAUAUAAAGGGUUUCGAAGAGAUAUUGUUGCCGUCAUUGCAAAUUGCUUAUAUAGAAGAAAGCAUGUACAAGAUGACAUUAGAAAAAAGAAUGGAGUGUUUGUGCUAUUGCAGCAGUGUGUUGCUGAUGAAAACAAUCCUUUUCUAAGGGAAUGGGGCAUCUGGGCUGUGAGGAACUUACUGGAAGGGAACUUAGAAAAUCAAAAGUUAGUAUCUGAAUUGGAAGUUCAAGGUUCUGCAGAUGUGCCUGAGAUUGCUGAACUCGGUCUUCGAGUUGAGGUGGAUCCGAAAACUCGAAGGGCUAAGCUUGUUAAUGCCCCACGACCAUUCCAAGACUCUUAAGGUAAUUUGGUUUGCUGAGAACUUGCUACUGAAUAUAUUUUUGACAGUGUAAUACUUCUGAAUAGUGUAUGUUGAAAAAUCUCAUUGGCUUUGAGAUGAUACAAACCAUUUGUUAAUUUAAGAUUUUGUAAUUUAGAGAUCUUGCCUAUCAAGCUCAUUAGAUGUACUAUAGAGAAUUUUAAUGUAGGGAGAAAGAAUAGGAUGUCAUUAUUUGCCAUAAAGAAGUAAAUAAACAAAUAAAUAUGGUCUCUUAUUAGUUCA
Molecule: messenger RNA, 2408 nt
Organism: Benincasa hispida (wax gourd)
Lineage: Eukaryota; Viridiplantae; Streptophyta; Magnoliopsida; Cucurbitales; Cucurbitaceae
Gene: MEE50
Product: ARM repeat superfamily protein
Cellular component (GO): cytosol
Source: RefSeq, a predicted model, not a curated record